AUGUUGCUGUCUGCUUUUUUGCCUAUCACAGCAUUCUUGGCUAUCUCUGUUGAAGCAAUUGCCCAUAAAAGGGCCUACGAUGGUGCCUUACAGGUCGAUUUCAACGUUCUUCGUGGAUCUUCAAGAGCAGGCUUGGCUCCAAAUCGUCAAGGCGGGCUCGUUAGACGAGCAGAUAGCCAAGAUACGGGAAGUGGCCUUUUGGUAUUGACCAGCCAACUGAUGCUUUACACUUCUGACUUGUAUUUUGGAUCGAAUGGACAGAAGAUUACCGUUCAGGUGGAUACUGGGUCUUCAGAUUUGUGGGUCAUGGAGAACGACGUGGUGUGUAACGCAAGUCCUGAUACUAGCGGAACUGAAUCACUGGCACUGGAUCAGGCUGCUAUUUGUACCAGUCUCGGCACCUUUCAAACUGGUGAGUCUGACACCUUCAAGUCCAACGAUACUGAAGCCUUUUUCUCUUACGGAGACUCAACUACGGCAGAAGGAAUUUGGGGAACAGACCAAAUUGGCUUCGAUGGAUUCAAUAUUUCCGAUUUCAAUUUUGCUGUGGUUUCCGAGUCCAACUCAACAAUGGGAAUCUUGGGAAUUGGCCCUCCAGGUGGGGAAACAACAAAUACCACGUAUGAGAACUUUCCAAUGCGUUUGAAGAGCGAUGGGCUCAUCCAUAAAAACGUAUUCUCGUUGUAUUUGAACCAAGUAGACUCCUUGAAUGGCUCAGUGUUGUUCGGAGCCGUGGAUCAUGCCAAAUAUUCUGGCACACUCCAGACAGUUCCAAUUAUUUACAAUGAUGUGGCUAGUGAGUUCUUCGUUGUGUUGGACAAAAUAACUUUGGAAGGUGACGGUUCCAAUGAAACAGUUACCAAUGUUGCAGUGCCAGCGUUGUUAGAUUGUGGAACCGUACUCUCUUAUUUUCCUCAAAAUGUUCUAGACCGUUUCAUCAAAAUUUUUGAUGCUGCCUACUCCGAGUCAGAAGGACUCUACCGUGUGAGCUGCAAACAUAACAAGUCAGAGGUCAAUGCUAUUUUUGACUUCUCCGGUGUUACGAUCAAGGUACCCAUGUCGGACUUGAUUUUAACUGACAAAGAUAUCUGUUAUCUUGGAUUAUUAAGCAGCCCCAGUUUGCAAGGGAAUACAGGGGCUGUGUUGGGAGACAAUUUUUUAAGAAGUGCUUACGUGGUUUACGACUCUGAUGACCUCGAAAUUCUGUUGGCUCAAGCCAAGUAUUCUGAUGAUCAGGAUAUUGAGGUGGUUACGCUGACUAUUCCACUGGCUGUAAGGGCCCAAGGAUAUUCUUCAACUUCUAUUAAUUCUAACGCUAGUGAUACUGGAUCUGCGCUGGAGUUGAAAGUCACUGAAACAGAGUCAUCAUCUAGUUCAUCAAGUGCACUGGGAUCUUCUUCACCCAAGAAUAGUGCUGCACACAAGGAAUCUGUAGCAUUGAUUAUUCCUAUUUUCCUUCUCGGAUGUAUAACAGCAUUUGUGUGGAUGUGA
Molecule: messenger RNA, 1491 nt
Organism: Sungouiella intermedia
Lineage: Eukaryota; Fungi; Ascomycota; Pichiomycetes; Serinales; Metschnikowiaceae
Source: the annotation of a GenBank genome assembly